This is a messenger RNA of Prosopis cineraria, 2743 nucleotides long. RefSeq names its product formin-like protein 2. NCBI's taxonomy places the organism in Eukaryota, Viridiplantae, Streptophyta, Magnoliopsida, Fabales, Fabaceae. The record is from RefSeq and is a predicted model, not a curated record. Gene Ontology annotation, biological process: actin nucleation; actin cytoskeleton organization. Gene Ontology annotation, molecular function: actin filament binding.
AGAGAAUAGAAACUGGGGGGGGGGGGAAUCAAAAAAUAGAGUGAGAACUUGAACUACCAUUCUUAUGGUUCCUACUGUUCCGUUCUCGUCGCACCCACCAACCAUUGGUUUGCCUGGAUUUGUGUCUGUGCAGAAACACAUUUGAGCUCCAUAGCUCCCCAGUGUCUGGUAAUGCAAUAUCACCAUGCCCACAGCUCACGACAACAUUCUCUGUCUCCUCUCCCUUCUCUUCUCCCUCACAGUCACGCCCACUCUGUCUUCCUCCGCCGCUCGCCGGCUCCUCCAUCAACCAUUUUUCCCCAAGGAUUCCAUCCCUCCCGGCAAGAUUCCCUUUUCGUCUCCUUCGUCCCCCUCUCCAACUCCAAGCCCAACACCCAAGGCUUUUUUCCCUUCUUACAAUUCCCCACCAAUCCCUCCUCCUCACCCUGCUCUCACCACAUUUCCAGCUAACAUCUCCUCCCUUCUCUUCCCCCGACCCUCUUCCCUCCACCGGCCCCCCGUCAUCGCCAUCGCUAUCUCUGUCUCCCUGCUCUCCGCAGCUCUUGUCGCCCUUCUUGUCUUCUUCAUUUACUACUGUAAAUACACCACUGCCAACAAGGCUUCAAGAUCUGACAGUCUCCGAUUAUACCCCCCGAACACUCUGACUUUCGAUGCUAUUGGUAGUCAUAAGCCUCGCUCAGCAUCAGGCCACAGCGCUGGCACCAGCUCGGAAUUUCUCUAUCUGGACAAUGUGUUAAAUUCACGAGAAGCUUGUGCUACAAGUGCUAUGUAUUCUGGCAACGGUAGGCUGAGUAUGGGCAAUUCUACCUCACCAUAUCGAAGACUGAGGUCGCCCGAACUCAAACCGCUUCCGCCAUUGCCGCGUGACAGAAACAGGGGGAAUUGCGAAGAUGAUGAAGAAGAGGAGUUCUUCUCUCCAAAAGGGUCUUUAGGCCGCAGACUGAGUCCUGUGCGUACUGGGUCAGGGAGAGUGCUUCGGUUGGGAAUGGAUAAACUUGGGUUUGGGAGUACAAGCUUCGAUUCAAGAACACCUUCUCCCCCUUGCUCAAAUUCUGCAUCGCUCACUUCUUCCCCUUGUUUGAAUUUGAGUCGUAGGCAUUCUUUGGAGCUUCAGCGCCCCAUGACAUCCUCCUCACCGUCUUCACCGGAGAUUAACUGGAAUUUUCCAGUCUCAGAACAGAGGGAUAAUUCUGAGGCCACAAUUGAGGUAAAUGUUCCGAUCAAGAAGCCCCCAUAUCCUCCGCCGCUUCCGCCUCCACGCUUUUGGGAAGCAUCUCCGAAUGACAAUGCGGAGGCUCGAAAGCCAAAGUUGAAACCUUUACACUGUGAAAAAGUCAGGGCCAGCUCGGAUCGGGCCAUGGUUUGGGAUCAGUUAAAACCGUGUUCUUUCCAAUUGAACGAGGAAAUGAUAGAGACGCUUUUUAUGGUGAAUAACACCUCAAACUUCACUCUUAGAGAUAAUGCCGGGCGUCAAAACGUUGCUUCUCCCCCCUUGGAAUACAGGUUGCUUGACCCUAAGAAGUCUCACAACAUCUCCAUUUUGCUGAGGGCACUCAAUGUGACUAUUGAUGACGUAUGCGAUGCCCUCAAGGAGGGCAAUUGGGAUAUGUUGGGAACAGAACUUCUAGAAAGUUUGUUAAAGAUGGCUCCAACCAAAGAUGAAGAAUGUAAGCUGAAGGAGUUCAAAGAUGAAUCAGCCUCCAAGCUUGCUCCUGCUGAGAAAUUUCUUAAAAUCGUGCUUGAUAUUCCUUUUGCAUUUAACAGAGUUGACGCAAUGCUUUACAUUGCCAACUUCGAUUCCGAAUCAGAAUACCUUAGGAAGUCCUUUGAGACUUUGGAGGUGGCUUGGGAACUAAGGAAUAGCAGAAUGUUUUUGAACCUCCUUGAAGCAGUGCUAAGAACUGGCAAUCGCUUGAACGUUGGCACCAAUCGUGGUGAUGCAUAUGCAUUCAAGCUGGACACUCUUCUGAAGCUUGUUGAUGUUAAAGGGGCUGAUGGAAAGACUACUUUGUUGCAUUUUGUUGUGCAGGAAAUGGUCAGAAUUGAAGGUUCUCGGAUAUCUGGUGCUUCUAACAAUCACCAAACUGCUGAAAAGAUCCUCCAGUCUACACUCCAGGAUGAAGUUGAAUUUAGGAAACUUGGACUCCAAGUUGUUUCAGGUUUGAGUGGGGAGCUCUGCAAUGUAAAAAAAGCAGCUGCAAUGGAUUCAGAUAUGCUUAGCAGUGAUGUCUCUAAGCUUGCCAGAGGGAUUGCAACAGUUGCGGAGGUUAUAAAAUUGAAUGGAGAGUCACCAUCGAGAGAAAUUAGCCAAAAAUUUUCGGAGGCAAUGAAAGGUUUCUUGAAGAAGGGAGAGAAGGAAAUUGUUUCGAUUCAGGCCCAAGAGAAGAAUGCUUUCUCUUCAGUGAAGAAGCUAACGGAGUAUUUCCAUGGAAAUUCUUCCAAGGAAGGAGCUCAUCCGUUUAGGAUUUUUAUGGUCGUGAGGGAUUUCCUCUCAUUACUUGAUCGCGUGUGCAAGGAAGUUGGAAAGGUAAACGAGAGAACUUUAGUAGGUUUCCUUCAAUACUCAGAGCCUUCAAAUCCCUUCCUGCUACAAAUUUUCCCUGAGAUUGUUGGUUCCUUGGAUGAUUAAAGCUCCUCUUGCUUAUCAUAGCAAUGGGUUGUUUUCACCGCCGUGUGUAAUAAGCUUAUUCAUUACAAUUUCCCUUCAUCAGUAGUUCAGUACUAAAAUUAUGAAUGCCCGCCA